Molecule: messenger RNA, 2626 nt
Organism: Anarrhichthys ocellatus (wolf-eel)
Lineage: Eukaryota; Metazoa; Chordata; Actinopteri; Perciformes; Anarhichadidae
Product: tripartite motif-containing protein 16-like
Exons: 1
Coding region: 165-1841 (558 amino acids)
Molecular function (GO): zinc ion binding; protein binding
Source: RefSeq, a predicted model, not a curated record
CACAGAUCUGCCAGUUAAAAGAUUGGUGUAAACACCAUGUGAUCAACUGUGAGAGCUGAAAAGCCCACACACUGCAGAUCAGUGGACACACAUUGAGGAAAUGAGCACAGCUUUUAUAAACAGAGAGUGAAACUUACAGACACUCGCUGUCGUCUAGAGAAGAAAUGGCACAGCAAGGGAUUCGGCUGGAUCGAGAAAAACUGAGUUGUUCAAUCUGUCUGGAUCUCCUAAAGGAUCCGGUGACCAUCCCCUGUGGGCACAGCUACUGCAUGAGCUGUAUUAAAGACUGCUGGGAUGAGGAGAACGAGAACAAGAACACGCACAGCUGCCCUCAGUGCAGGCAGAGCUUCACAUCGAGGCCUGUCCUAAUGAAAAAUAUCGUGUUAGCAGAGUUAGUGGAGGAACUGAAGGAAGAAGGACUUCAAGCUGCUUCAUCUGAUCGUUCCUAUGCGGGACCUGGAGACGUGGCCUGUGAUUUCUGCUCUGGGAUGAAGCUGAAAGCCUUCAAGUCCUGUCUGGUGUGUAUGGCCUCUUACUGUGAGCAACACCUCCAGCCUCACUACGAUGUUGCUCCAUUAAAGAAACACAAGCUGGUUGAAGCCACUGUAAAGCUCCAGGAGAGCAUCUGCUCUCGCCACGACGAGGUGAUGAAGAUCUUCUGCCACACUGAUCAGCAGUGCAUCUGCUAUCUCUGCACAAUGGAUGAUCAUAAAGGCCACGACACAGUCUCCGCUGCAGCAGAGAGGGCUGAGAGGCAGACGGAGCUCGGGGCGAGUCGGCAAAAGAUCCAGCAGAGAGUCCAGGACAGAGAGAAAGAUGUCAAGGUGCUUCGACAGAAGGUGGGGACUAUCAACCUUUCGGCCAAUGACGCUGUGAGGGACAGUGAGAAGAUCUUCACUGAGUUGAGUCGUCUGAUUGAGAAAAGAAGUUCUGAGGUGAAGCAGCAGAUCAGAUCCCAGCAGAAAACUCAAGUGAGUCAAGCUGAAGUGCUUGAGGUGAAGCUGCAGCAGGAGAUCAAUGAGCUGCGGAGGAAAGACGCUGAGCUGGAGCUGCUGUCACGUACAGAGGAUCACCUCCAUUUCCUGAACAACUACCCCUCACUGUCCCGUCUGAGUGAGUCUAAAGACCUACCCAGCGUUGAUAUCCAUCCUCUGUGCUCCUUUAAGGAUGUGGCAGCAGCGGUGUCGGAGGCCAGAGAUAAACUGCAGGCUGUUCUGAGUGAGGAGUGGGGAAAGAUCUCUCUGGCAGUGACUGAAGUAGAUGUUUUACUGCCUCAAGCACAGCCCAGAACCAGAGCUGAGUUCAUGAAAUAUUCUAGUCAAAUCACACUGGAUCCAAACACAGCACAUAAAUGUUUGUCAUUGUGUGACAGGAACAGAAAAGCAACAUUAAUGGAAGAAGAACAGUUAUAUUUGAGUCACCCUGACAGAUUUGUUGAGUUGUGGCAGGUCCUGAGUAGAGAGGGUCUGACUGGACGCUGCUACUGGGAGGUGGAGUGGAGCAAGAGAGUUAUUAUUUCAGUUGCAUACAAGGAUAUUAGCAGAACAGGGACCAGGGAGGAAUGUGGAUUUGGAUAUAAUGACAAAUCUUGGUCAUUAGAAUGUUACAGAGGUCGUUAUGUAUUCAGACAUAACAAUACUCUUACUUCAGUCUCAGGCCCUCAGUCCUCCAGAAUAGGAGUUUAUCUGGAUCACAGGGCAGGUACUCUGUCUUACUACAGCGUGUCUAAAACCAUGACUCUCCUCCACAGAGUCCAGACCACGUUCACUCAGCCUCUCUAUGCUGGAUUGUGGCUUUCAGCAUCUUCUGGAGGAACUGCUGAGUUGUGUGAGCUCAAGUAGACAAGAGUUUAAAGAAUGAUUCACCUCUAGACAGUAAAUGUAGAAGUGUGUCUGCACUGCAGCAAUCAAACAUAGUGGGUGGGACUGUGGUGAUUUGUUUCAUAGGAUUUAAGUUGUUUUGUUUUCAUCAGAGCAAUUUACUGAAAUUGUGAAAAUGUCUUUUUUAUUGCUUCACAGGAAUUUAACUAUUUGAAAUUUGAUUCUUAUGUUAAAUUUACUAAACAUUUUCAUUAUAUUCUGUGCAUGGAAAAUAGUGCAUAUGCAAACUGUCUGCUGAUUAUUUUUUGUUCAACUUAAAAUUGAAUUUGUUUUUCAUUUUAAUGGUCUUGUAUGUAAAAUAAAUAACAAUAAUCACGAGUCAUGUAUGUAAAAAUCUAAAUUAAUUGAUUUUAAUUUAAAUUUUUGAGCAUCUGCCAAAUUUAUGUAAUAUAAAACAUAAAAAAUAGUCAUUUUAAGUUGUACCAUAUCUUCCUAAACAUGUUGUAUAAUUUAACGUUGACUUUUUAGUCCUCUACAUACUGCUGUCUGUGUGCUGCAACUGUACUGAUGUAAAAAAUCACAUUAAUUCUUUAAAUGUUUUAAAUGUAUGCAAAGAAAAUUAACAGUAAAAUGUUCUGACAUAAUCUUACAUGUAACCCUCAGAAAAACAGUUUGUUAAUCAUCUUUCUUAGAGUGAAGUCAAUUGUUUUUGGAAACAUUUAUGAAAAGUCAAUGUUCAAAAUCCUGUAAAUAAAUAAAUUGUGACAUGUCAGCAUUUUAUCAAUAAACUACUAUUCUUUAAAAAA